Messenger RNA from Physella acuta, 639 nucleotides. RefSeq lists its product as uncharacterized. Lineage: Eukaryota; Metazoa; Mollusca; Gastropoda; Physidae. The record is from RefSeq and is a predicted model, not a curated record.
AUGGAGGCAGAGUUUCAAUGCUAUAAACGGGGCAUACCAUUAGACAAGACAGGAGAAGAAUUUGAAACAUCUUUAGAGAAUAAAUAUACAUCUUUUGUUCUCUAUGACACUGGGUCAAAUGAUCCAGAAAGAAUUCUGGCACUAGGAGAUCGAGAGCUUCUUUUAGAACUCUGCAAAGAUACCAUUUAUGGUGAUGGAACAUUUGACAAAGUACCAGCCGUAUUCUACCAACUCUACACUUGGCAUGCCAAAAUAGGAAACUCAUACGCACCAUGUGUUUACUUUUUACUUCUAAAAAAGAAUCAAGAAACUUACAUGAGGAUGUUGGAAAUACUGAAAGAAUUAGUUCCAAACAUAGCUCAACAAAAAGUUUUGGUUGACUUUGAAAAAGCAUGCAUGAAUGCAGCACAAAUUGCUUUCCCAGAUGCUGCUAUUAAAGGAUGCUAUUUUCAUCUCUGUCAAAGCCUACUGAGAAAGAUCAACUGUGUCGGCUUAAAGAGUGAAUAUGAAAGCAACAUAGAAGUCAAGCUGACCUUAAAAUCUCUUGCAGCUUUGGCAUUUGUGCCAGUCAAUGAUGUAAGGGAUAUAUUUGACAGAUUAGCAGGAACUUUCCCAAAUGAAGCAAGCUAUAAAAAAUAG